This is a messenger RNA of Closterium sp. Yama58-4, 3282 nucleotides long. The record is from the annotation of a GenBank genome assembly. NCBI's taxonomy places the organism in Eukaryota, Viridiplantae, Streptophyta, Zygnematophyceae, Desmidiales, Closteriaceae.
AUGGCGAUUACCCCUUCGGAAUUCCGAGCCUUUUGGAUAAACGUGGUGGAUGGGCAGAUCGCGGUAGGAUUGGGUGCCGAGCCUGGCAGGCGGGUGGUGCUCUUACACAAGGACCGCAACCCGAACCUGGACGUUAGAGUGGUGCUGGCAGCGUCGUGGGCAGGCUUUGAGGCCUUGUGCAGACGCUACGGUUCUGAGGGGUGUGGUGUGUUGUCGGUAGGAGGGGUUUCAGGGAUUAAUGGUGCCAAUACGUCCGUUAAAGGGGCAAACGAGGGGGACAGCGUGACAGGAGGAUAUGAUGGAAGAUCGCUGACAGCAGCAGCAGCAGCAGCAGCAGCAGCACCCAUCUCACUUCGACCUGCUGGGUCACUACAGAGGCAGCGGGCUGAAGAGAAGCUGCCUGUGGUCUCCCUACCUCACGUGGACCCCAAUCUCUUUCUGCUGCUCCUCACAUUCUACUACAUGGGACGACUUGAGGUACACCUCGCACUCGUCCGUCCCCUCCUCUCUCUCGCGCACGAGCUAGGGGCGCAGGAGCUGCAGCAGGCAUGCGAAGAAUCACUCCGAACGCACGGCGUGGCGUGUGAGGCGCCUGAAAUCCGUUCAGAUGCAUCUGCAUCUGGAUCCAUUCCGUCCAGAUCCUCUGCAUCUGCACCCAGUCACACGAGCAGAUUCUCUGCAUCUGGACAGAGUUAUUUGGGACCCUCUGCUACAGAGGAAUACCAAGUGCCUGCUGCCUCUGCAGCUGUAGCAGCAGAGAGGGGCAGCUCUGCUGUUAAUGCUGCUCCCAAUGCUACAGCUGCUGGGAGGGGGGAGGCAGCCAAGUCAGCCAAGUCAACGGGGGCUUUAAAGUCAACGCAGGUCAACGGCCUUGUGCAUCUGUGUUACCCAGUCGGCAGGAGUUUGCAGCAGCGGGAGCAUGGCUUUUCGAAAGCAGAGCAAAGUGGAGCCUUUUCUAACAGCGGGGGUCAAUCUGUUUCACAGGAGCAGAACUCAAGAGAGGCGUCUGUGGAGAUGGCGAGCAAGGGGGUGAGGCAAGGAGAUGGCGCAAGUUCAGGUGCUCGUUCAGGUGCUCGUUCAGGUGUAAGCUCAGGUGCACUUUCAGGUUCAGAUUCUGGCCCAGUAUCACCCACGGAAGGAACAUGUGUUCCGCUCCAUUUCCUGUCUUCUGAUACGCCGUGCCGGCUGUCUCAAUACCUGCUUUGCGACUGCUGCAGUAGCGGUGACACCAGCAUCUCUUCUCACCGUCAUAAUUGCAGCAGCUACAGUGACGUGAGCGUGCAGGCGGCUCAGCCUGGCAGCACUGUGUUUCGAGCACAUAGGGUGGUGCUCUGCGCCUGGAGUGCUGCCUUUCACAAGAUGCUGACAAGUGGCAUGCGGGAAGCCACCUCGCAUGAGAUUGUAAUCGGAGGUGCUUCUAAUGAAGCCGUCUCCUCUCUCCUGCACUUCUUCUAUACUGGACAGCUGCCCCCCACGCCCUCGUCACAUUCACAACAGAAGCGGUCACACCCCUUACACGCACGCCCCGUACAGUCACACCCCUCAUCACAGUCGUCCUCGUCACAGUCACUCUCGUUUCAGGCACAAUCCUCGCCUGACAGUAUACAGGGCGUGCAGUCACGAUCCGCGUCAGCAGCAGCACCUGACAGCAUGCAGGCCGUGCUGCUCUCGCUGCUGUGCCUGGCUGACCGCUUCUGCAUCCCAGCGCUGCACCAUGCUGCGAACGAGCGACUGUUGACAUGCCUUGAUGAAAGAGGGAAUGGUAACCGGUUGGUAACACCCUACCCUUUCCGUGUUGCUCUCGCUCGCUGCUGUGCCUGCCUGGCUGACCACUUCUGCCUCCCGGCUCUCCACUAUGCUGCGAACGAGCCACUGCUGGCCCUGCUUGCACCUGACAGUUCCCGCUGCUCGUUUUCCUCAUCUUCCUUUAUCGCUUACCUCACUUCUUCCUCCUCCGUUCAGUCAUCAGCUUUCACGACACUGCGAGUUGCCGCAUCAAUCCCCGGGGAAGCUUGCACGCACCUCACAGCUGUCGCCGCGUCAUUGGCCGCGGCGCGGUUCGAGCGGUGCGUCGACGCUGACGGGGACGGGCUGAGAACAAUGCCUGCUGCUGCGCUCACUGCUGUUUUGCAGAGCCCCUUCUUUCGAGCAGCCACUGAGGAGAGAGUGCUGGAUGCUGUGCUGACUCGGGAUGGGGAGGAUGGGAAGGAGCGAGGGCUGAAGAGAAGGGGAGACGAGGAUUAUGUGGAAGGGGAUACGACAUUCGAGCAAAGGUUGAUUGGGAGAGGAUUAACAUGCUGGGGCGAGUCUAUUCCGUCCCAAUCACCUCACAUUUUUUCCACUGUGAGCCGAGAGGAGGAGGUGAGGUGUGACUAUAAUGAGCAGGAGAAGAGUGAGUUGCCUCUUUCCAGUGGCUACAGUAACGAGAGGGAGGGUUUGGUUCUGAGGAAUGGGGAGAAAGCGAUGGAAGGGGGAGGAGCACGCUGGUCGGGCAGUGACAGUAAAGAGGGGGGGGGAUUCAACCGUCAAAGUGUCUCAAAACGGCCAGGGAAGCCACAAAAGGAGCAGCAGCAGGUGCCACAGAAGUCAACUCAGGAGCUUCUGCUGCAGGAGACAACUGAGAAGCUGCUGCUGCAGAAAUCACCGGGUUUCCCGAGCGCUCCUCGUGUGCUUCAGUACAUGCACGAUGGGGAUAAGAACGGCAUGUGCUUCCAUGCGGGCACUUCAUACGGGCGACACCCCUGGAUGAACCCCGUGCUCCUAGGGACCCUCUCAGUGACAGCUAGCAGCCCUCGGUCGCGCUACACCGAUGGCAAGUUCAUUGUCUCGGGCGAUUAUGUGAGCUCGUCCUUUGCCGGGCCUUGUGUGGAGGAGGGCUGCAUGACGGCUUGGUGGUGCAUCGACCUGGGGGAGAAGCACAAGCUUCUGUGCAAUGUCUACACAGUCAGGCAGCACGGCAGCCCUAACCACAAGCUCCAAUGUGUCUGCCUGCCUCUCCCCUUUCUCCCCCUUCUCCACAGCUUCUCUGCAACUUCUACACAGUCCGGCAGGACGGCAGCCCCAACUACAUGCGCUCGUGGUGCCUUGAGGCGUCCAACAAUGGAUCUGAUUGGACGAGCCUUCGGCGCCACUCAGAUGACACCUCCCUCUGCCGCCCGGGCCAGUAUGCCUCCUGGCCAGUUGACACCUGCACCGCACUCAACCCCACAAAACCACCUUGGCCAGGGCAGGAUGCCUCUUGGCCAGUUGACGCCUGUACACCAUACAAAUCGUGCGACGUGA